Molecule: messenger RNA, 3784 nt
Organism: Lotus japonicus
Lineage: Eukaryota; Viridiplantae; Streptophyta; Magnoliopsida; Fabales; Fabaceae
Product: probable helicase MAGATAMA 3
Exons: 8
Coding region: 1-2829 (942 amino acids)
Molecular function (GO): helicase activity
Source: RefSeq, a predicted model, not a curated record
AUGGAGAAGACUCGUAAUUCAAGGGAGGAAGAUAUUCUCAACGUAGGCCUUCUGGAAAUCCUGUUUUCUUGGAGUCUCGACAAUGUUAUCAACGACAAUCUUUAUAAAGACAAGGUUCAUAAGAUACCAGAAACGUUCAAGUCUACCAAAGAUUAUGUGAACUCGUUCAUUCCAGCACUGAUCGAGGAGACGCACAGUGAUUUAUCUUCAAACUUAAUGGGGAUUACAAAAGCACGUUUUUCUGAAAUCAUGAUGGUUGAAAGAGACAAAAAGAGCUUUGAACUUCCAAAAGCUUUGUUCUAUCAGCUAGUGUUGAAGAGUACUAAAACUGAUGAAGUGGAAGAGAAAGGUAUUGGAAAUUAUGAGCCUGAGUCUGGAGAUGUCAUUGCUUUGACAGAAAUAAGGCCCAAAAACAUACAUGACUUGAAAAAACCAGGAAGCUACCAUAUCGCUUAUGUUCUUGGGCCAAAAGAUGAUGCUGAUGAGAUAUCUAUACUGGCAUCCAAACCCAUAAAGAUGGAUAUUGAAUUGGGAUUGAUUAAUGAUAAAAAGAAGAAAUUCUAUGCAAUUUACCUUUUGAACCUGACAACUAAUGUUCGUAUUUGGAAAGCUUUGAACUCACAGUUGGAUGCUGAGGACAUGAGCUUGAUUAGAAAAGUGCUUCAACCUGAUUUAAAUGGUGGAGAAGACUGUCAAAUUUGCCUUCCCGUUGAAAGUUUUCAAGCUCCUUCCAUCAUACAAGACAUGAUUCGUACUCAGAAUCUGAAUCAAUCCCAAGAAGAGGCAGUUUUAAGAUGUGUUAGUAUGAUAAAUUGCAGGCAUAACAACACAAAACUUAUAUGGGGCCCUCCAGGGACAGGGAAAACAAAAACUGUUGGAUGCUUAUUGUUUUCUCUUCUCAAGUUAAAAGCAAGAACACUAACUUGUGCUCCAACCAAUACUGCAGUGCUGGAAGUGGCAGCAAGGUUGCAUAGUUUAGUUAGAGGCUCCAAUCUGCAUAGAACAUAUGGUAUGGGUGACAUAGUGCUAUUUGGCAAUAGAUCAAGAAUGAAAGUGGACUCUUAUCAGGGCCUAGGAGAUUUGUUUCUUGAUUCUCGCGUAAAAGGUCUUAUGAAGUACCUUUCUGCAUCAACUGGAUGGCAUCAAAUCUUUGAAUCAUUGAUCCAGUUGCUUGAGGGCCCUAGGAAACAAUAUUUAUUGUAUGAGAAGGAGAUAGGACUUAUGUCAUUAGAAGAAUUUGAAAUGACAGAAGAUACUAAUAUGGAUUUUGCAUAUCGUGCAUACAAGAGAAGUAUGAGUUAUGAUGUUUCAGUGACGUUUGAAGAAUUUGUGCAGAGAAAACGGAAAGAAUUACCAGAAAAGUACAAGUCGGAUCAAGAUGCAAAGAAGAAAAGUAUGAUGACAAUGGAGGAUUUUGUAAAGAGGAAAUUCAGGGAAUGUAGUGAGAAUCUCAGUCUCUUUAUGAAUACCUUGCAAACCCACUUACCAACAUCUGUCAUUUCACUUGGAACUGUGAAGCAAAUGUUCAGAGUUCAGGAUUUGUUAAGUUCUCUUAAAAUUUCCUUGAGCCAAGUCAAGUUCAUGCCAAAUCACAACGAUAGCGAUGAAGAAAGAAUUCUGCUUUGCCUUGGAUGGACAGGAUUCAAAAUCAAUGAGUGCCUGAGCUUACUAAAUUCACUUCCUAAGUCAAUUUCCCUUCCUGAAUUUAAAUGGAGAGUUGAAGCUGAAAAGUUUUGCUUGUCCAAUGCAUGCAUAAUUUUAUGCACAGCAUCAAGUUCUAUUAAACUGUACUCAGAAGGGUUCAGCUCAGUGCAAUUUCUAGUAAUUGAUGAAGCAGCACAAUUAAAAGAAUGUGAAUCAGCAAUUCCAUUACAGCUGCCAGGUCUCAACCAUUGCAUCUUAAUAGGUGAUGAGAAACAGCUUCCUGCAUUAGUGAAAAGCAGGACUGCAGAUAAUGCUGAAUUUGGAAGAAGUUUGUUUCAGAGGCUGGUGCUCUUAGAUUACAAGAAGCAUAUGCUUAAUGUUCAAUAUCGGAUGCAUCCAUCCAUUAGUUUAUUCCCAUGCAAAGAGUUUUAUGAUGAAAAACUUACUGAUGCCCCCACUGUCAAGGAAGAAAGCUAUAAUAGAAGUUUCCUUGAAGGAGAAAUGUUUGGUUCUUAUUCUUUUAUCCAUAUAGCAAAGGGGAAAGAACAGUUUGGUCGUGAACACAGUUUGAAGAACCAGGUUGAAGCUGCUGUUAUUUCUGAGAUAAUUGGAAGACUUAAAAAUGAGUUUUUUAGGACAAGGAAGAAAGUUAGCAUUGGAGUAGUAUCUCCAUAUAAUUCCCAAGUUUAUGAAAUCCAAGAGAAAAUUAAGCAGCACAUUACAGUUUCUGAUCCUGACUUCUCUGUCAGUGUUCGUUCGGUAGAUGGAUUUCAAGGCGGGGAACAAGACAUAAUAAUAAUUUCUACUGUGAGAUCUAAUCCUAGUGGAAAAAUUGGUUUUCUGUCCAACAAAAAUAGAGCAAAUGUGGCUAUGACCAGGGCCAGGUAUGGCCUUUGGAUAAUAGGAAAUGCAGCAACACUUUUCAGCAGUGACUCAGUGUGGAAAAAGGUAAUUUUGGAUGCUAAGCAAAGAGAUUGUUUCUAUACGGCCAAUGAGGACAAGAAACUGGCUCGGGUUAUUGAGGAUGUUGUUUUUGAGAUGGAACUACUUGAAGAAUCUGAGUCCAAGUUUAAGAAACUCAAUCUAGGGGAGAGGACAUCCAGACCGUCCUCCGCGACAUCAACGCGGCUCCCUGCCAACUCCACCCUAACGCCUGGGCCUUCAUUCGGUGUUUUGAAAUCCUAAGCGCCGCUGUCGGCAUCGCCCCAUCCCCCACCAGUUUCUUCUACCUCUACGACGUCGACCCCAAGUCCAUCAAAAACAAAGGAUGGAUUUCCUUGAAGGCCCGAGCCGGCCGGAAAUGCUUGCAUCCCCACAAAAGUAACGCGAAGUCCACCUUCGCACGGAAGUACUUCCGUGUGGCGGUUCAUCCCGCCUACCCAGAGGCAUUCACCCUUAGAGACGGGACCGCCCUUUUUCCUCUUUACUGGACGGAGAAGCCCAAUGGGUCACCGAUCCUUCAGAGGAAUCUUUGUCCGCCAACGACAAAGCCUUUCUUAAUCUCCUUGCCCCACUUCCCAUCCUUGACUGCACAACAGUUCUUGAGGGCGCUGACCUCUCAAGAACUCCCAAAUACUUAGAAGAUAUGAAUUUCACGAACGCCGAGCUCCUGAAGGCCCGUGAGAGGAGAAUGGCUCGCUUUUCCCCAAAAUUCAACACUGAGGGCGACGCGAAAAAACGGGGCGGUGCUGAGAACCAAGCCGAGAGCACCAAAGCUCCCAAGAGGAGAAGAUUGGUCAAAGCCUCCUCCGGCGCCGGCACAUCCAAUCCUGGCGCUCAGCCCACCACUGCUGCUGCGCCUAAAGGCAAAAAUGUCACUGAAGCCUCCGUCGUCGCGACUAUCGAGCCAACCACCGUACCAGCUUCUACUCCUGCCACCGCCGGUGCGACCGCUGCUGCUGCCGCCGAGUCCUCUGUUGGCGCCACAGCCGCCUCUGCCGGCGCCAACGCCACAAAAGCUGCUGCGUCUUCCGACACUCCUAUUGGAGAGAAGGAAAAAGAAAAUGAAACUCCGAAGUCUCCCCCUCGCCAAGAUGCGCCUCCUAGCCCGCCCUCAACACAUGAUGCGGGCUCCAUGCCUUCCCCGCCUCAUCAAGGGGAAAAAUCCUGUCCUGGCGCUGCCACUACCUCUGAAGCGGCU